This is a messenger RNA of Wallemia ichthyophaga EXF-994, 906 nucleotides long. RefSeq lists its product as uncharacterized. The transcript has a single exon. NCBI's taxonomy places the organism in Eukaryota, Fungi, Basidiomycota, Wallemiomycetes, Wallemiales, Wallemiaceae. The coding region runs from base 1 to 906 and encodes 301 amino acids. Gene Ontology annotation, biological process: regulation of DNA-templated transcription. The record is from RefSeq and is a predicted model, not a curated record. Gene Ontology annotation, molecular function: DNA-binding transcription factor activity.
AUGGCAUUUACAUUGGAGAACUUUGAUCUCAGCAAUCUCCUUGGCAGUGAUCUCGACGCAUUUACUCAAUCCGCAGCCAAUCUCAAGAACCCGCACAACAACGUCGACUACGACAGUUUUCACGAUUUCUUAUCUCCGCAUCAGGGCGGUGAAUCUAUAGACAGCGAUCUCCCUUACUCGUGGUUCGAUUACAACCGAAACACCCCGCAAAUAAAGACGGAGCCGAUGGAUGAGAUUGUCCCCGUAGAGAGUUUGCCACCGAGCAUGUUCUUCCAACCACCAGCAGCUCUGUCCAAUCCAUCGAUUCACCCACAUGGAUCGGAGGAGCAGGUGGAGAAAGAGCAGUCAGAGCAACCGGAGCAAGAGCAGCAACAGCAGCAUCAGCAUCAUGACCAGCACGUAGAACUAGACUCAGCAUAUGCCUCAGCCUCAGACGACGACAGCGAUGCAACCACUAAACCCACCCCCAAACGCUCUUCUAGGAAGAAUGCAGGUGGGAGCAAGUCGAAACAAAAGGCACUUUCCCCACAAAUCAAGCGCAAAAGAUCAGUCUCUCCAGCGGGAUCAACGAGUAGCAGAAGAUCCUCAGUCAUGGACGCGGAAUUGGAGAAUAUAGAACUACCAAAGAUACAGAAAACAGCACAUUCGUCGCAGUUCGUCCCGCCAGACACGUCCAACUUGCCUAAAAAGGAGGCUAGAUUGUUGAAAAAUAGAGCAGCAGCGUUCCUUUCAAGACAGAGGAAAAGGGAGGCGUUUGAGUUACUCGAAGAUAAGGUUAAUGAGAUUGAGAAGGAGAAGGAUGCGCUGAGGAUGGAGAGAGAUGAGGCGUUUGCUGGCGAACGUCGUGCUCUUGACCAGUUGAAGGCGUUGCAGAUGAGAUUAGAUGGUGAGCGCAUGCAGCAAUAG